CAGUUAACGUCCUGGUCCCAGUGCAGGUAUAUAAACUUCCUAGUUGCAAUCCAAGAUGGCGUCUGUGGGAACAACAGGAUAUUACCGCAUUUCGUGGAUAGUCUUGGUUUUCUUUCUCCCUAAUUGUUUUGUCAUUGCUGAGAAACUAACCAUAUGGACUGAUCCUCAUGACAAUUAUGACACGACUCAUACAACGUACAACGUAACGACUUCCGGGUACACCUGGUGGGCUGCAGCACAGUCGGGAUGUUCUCAGUUCGGUGGACAUCUGUACAUACCUCGGUCACAAAGCUUUCCUGACGUUCUCCUUACACAGAUGCAGUCUGGGGUCGAUUACUGGAUCGGAGCAGUGAAAUAUCCAACCUGGGUUUGGACAGCCGAUCAAUCGACUCUGUACACUCAUGUUGGAUACAUGCGUAUAUCGACAUAUUGGCCAAUGUUCCAUCUGGAGGGGAAUUGUGUUUUGACCUGCCAUCAGCAUUGCAAGGAGCACUAUAAAACAAUUGGACUUCGGGGAAAGGAAUGCUACUGCCUCGAAAAUCAUUGGCCUGCUGAGCAGUCUGAUCAUUCUCAAGUAAGAUGCCCUGGUAACUAUGGCGAAUUCUGCGGAGACGACAAUGGAGUAUCUCUGUACAAAUUAGAAGACUUCAUUACUAUUCCAAGUCCGAGCGAUAGAUGUGGUUUUGUCAGUGAGAGCACAAGAGAGUCAAGGACGAUCUCCUCCUAUCGUUGUUAUUAUCCUUAUACAUCUUAUUACCUAACCGUAUACCUGGAAAACAACUGUGAUGUCAGAAAGCGGAAAGCUUGUGAGGACUCACACUUACGUGAUUAUUGGUACUGGACAUGCAGUCGAAAUAUAUGCGUAUCAGGACAAAACGAUACCUUUGAAAAUUCAAAACGCAAUUGUAAUUUGGUACAAGUAACCCGUUCAAACAUCGACGACCUGUGUCAUGCAAUAGCGCGGAACAAGUUCUGGAGUUGGCCUACGUACUGGAUUGGCCUACAAAGGAAGUCCGAACAGAAAUGGAUGAACGGUAGUGAUAUGGUGCUCGAUGCCUCCGACUACUAUGAUGACGUGUUACCUCUAUGCCUGGCGGUAUCUAAAACGUACGAAGGAGUACAGUUCCACUGGACAAAGUGCCUGGAAAGAUCCAUGUCGAUUUGUGAAAUAUUGAAAGUCAGAACAACAAAACCACCAACUAGGAUGUCGACAAAAACGACCAACACGUCUCCUGGGAUGUCGACACACACGACCAACACGUCUCCUGGGAUGUCGACACACACCACCAAUAACAGGCCUUCUUGGAUGUCGACACACACGACCAACAGGCCCUCGCCGCCAAGCAGUGGUCCUUCGUCUUCAACAGACACUGUGCUACCCUCUUCCACCAACGCCACAUCCAAACAUCAUACUGAACCUGUUCCCGCUUCUGUUCAACAACCCAGCAGCAACACUGGUAUCUAUGUUGGUUGUUCCAUUGCCGCUGUGGCCGUUGUAGUUUCUCUGGUAUUCCUCCUUAUAUCAUACAGACAGCGGUUUCUGUGCUUCAAAGAUAAAGGCUCUGUUCCAUCUAGAGGACACGUUCACUUCAUUGCUGGUGUGGACAAUGCCACUUACUCAGGAGCUGUUGCUCCACCAGAAGACCAGGGCGGCAUUAACAUGUCUGUGUCCCCAAACAGUUCUCCACAUUACUCAGUCAUUCCUGUAGCCACAGUGACACCAAACAACCACGUCAAUCUGAAGUCGUCACGACGGGACACCGAGAAUCAGAAAGAUUACUACAACAUUAAGCCUGGGAAUAACACUUUGAGUGUUACCGGUUCCAGUUCCCAAGAAUUGACAGACGAUGGCCAUUAUGUAGUUCCCAAAGGGAGCUUGAGUAAAAUAACACAGAAACACCCGAAGUCCACAGAACCUACUGCACACUACCAUACUACAGAUCAGCCACACUACGCUGUCCCUCAUUCCAGGGGCGUUGACGAUGUUGAUGGAACAAGAGGAGAUGUUGGCGAUGGCAUCUAUCAUCUUGCUGGAGAGAUCGGGAAGAAGGAUGAUGUGUAUAGCCUUCCUAGUGUCAUACACGUACCGAGCAGAGAUACGAAAGAUGUAGGAGCUCCCUAUAUCACACUAAUCCAAGACACAGCCCCCUUAAACACACGCCCUGGAACUGGUGAAUAUGACCGAGUGAUUCAUCCUUCUCAAAGACAUGACUAUGACACAGUAUCACGGGACCGUCGUAUGAUGGUCGGUGCCGACACGUACGACCAUUUGGGGCACGCAGACCAUGAUGUUGACGACAGUUACGACACAACACGACACCAACAACAACGACGAAGACUGGAUGACUACAGCCAUACAGAUGUUCUCAACGUUGUAUUAGAAGAUGAUGAUGACGACGUUGAUGACACCUACCAUUAUAUCAACGAGACGGAGGAGGACGAGGUGGAGGCAACGCAUGGAAAUGUUCAACCCGUCUAUAUCAACACUGGAAACUCUUAUGCUCAAGCUGCAGAUGAUGCUGAUUACUACAAUUUACCUUUCGUUACCGACGCAGGGGGUGACAUCUCAGACGACCCUGGUAAUCAACAAGACGACAAGGUAUACAGUCAAGCAAGAACAGUCUCUGAUGCUUGAAGAACAUCUGAAAGAUUCACACAAGAAAAUGACGUUGAAACGUCUAUCAUUCAUUGUUGAGAUAAAGUUUCGGUUUCCUU
Messenger RNA from Haliotis rubra (blacklip abalone), 2715 nucleotides. RefSeq lists its product as uncharacterized. The transcript is spliced from 11 exons. Bases 56 to 2635 code for a protein of 859 amino acids. The record is from RefSeq and is a predicted model, not a curated record. NCBI's taxonomy places the organism in Eukaryota, Metazoa, Mollusca, Gastropoda, Lepetellida, Haliotidae.